CCGAAUCCGAUGUUCAAAGUCCACGACGCGCGCUUCCGAAAGGAUCGUCACCGAACGCUAGAAUAUUGCGUCUCUUUCGGCAGCAAUGAUCGCCCGCGCUAUGUUGAGGGUACCGACCCUUCAAUAUCCGGCACCCAGUGGUAUAUCGCCAUUGAUCAGUACUGGAAAUGUCAUCCUCGGGGACGUAGCGGAUCGCUGCUUACACCGAUUGAGCAGAAUCCACAUAAGAAGAAGAAGGCACCAUAUUAGUACGAGAUAUCUCCUUCACCUUAUGGUCGAUCUGUAGUGGGGUUUGAAUGGGAGAAAGACAUGCGUUCCUUUAACUAUUAUGUUCACGAGUUCGGAACGAUGUACAGUCCGCGCCAUGUGAAGCGAAAACAGCCGACAAAGAUGGGACCGGAGUGGAAUGAAGCUCUGGAGGCCUAUUGGCGGAGGCUCUUCGAUACAUGGAAGAUGAUGCAGAAUGCCACGAUAUUGGCCGAGACA
Sphaerulina musiva SO2202 is the source of this 486-nucleotide messenger RNA. RefSeq lists its product as uncharacterized. The record is from RefSeq and is a predicted model, not a curated record. Lineage: Eukaryota; Fungi; Ascomycota; Dothideomycetes; Mycosphaerellales; Mycosphaerellaceae. The transcript has a single exon. The coding region runs from base 10 to 249 and encodes 79 amino acids.